AACAACGCUAGUCUUUACACUUGUAGUCGCAGUUACUGACAGAUGUAAUUCGAGGUUAUGGUUCCGCACGAGCGUUAUCGUGAUAAAAAAUGAUAUUAAGAAAUUUCCCACUUCAGUGGGUAUGCGGAUUAGUGUUGUUUAUCGUUAUUUUAUAUUUGAAAGUAAAAAUCAAUCAUUUGGAGGAUCAAAAUAGGAAAUUGGUUGAUACCGUCACUCGAAUUCAAAAUCAAGUUAAGACUCAUGGGACCGACGUUCGGCAAAAUAGGCUCGCAGCUUCGGACGAUAUAGUUAUUAUUUAUAAUAGAGUUCCUAAGACUGGUUCAACUAGUUUUGUAGGCGUUGUUUAUGAUCUAUGCAAGCCGAACAAAUAUCAUGCUCUUCAUAUAAAUGUUACGAAUAAUAUGCACACUCUAACUCUUCCAAAUCAAGUACAAUUUGUAAAUAAUAUAACGCAGUGGGAUGCUGUCAAGCCAGCUUUUUAUCAUGGACAUAUGGCUUUUUUAAACUUUGAGAAAUUUGGUGUAAAGAAAAUGCCUCUGUAUGUAAAUUUACUGAGGAAGCCAUUGGAUAGAUUUGUUUCGUAUUACUACUUCCUUCGUUACGGAGACAAUUUUAGACCUCACUUAAUCAGGAAAAAGCAUGGUGAUACAAAGACAUUCGACGAGUGUGUGAGAGCUGGACAAUCGGAUUGUGAUCCAAACAACAUGUGGUUACAAAUCCCCUUCCUGUGUGGUCAUGAUCCAGCUUGUUGGGAAGUUGGGAACAAGUGGGCUUUGGAGGAAGCUAAGAAAAACUUACAAAAACAUUAUUUACUUGUUGGUGUUACCGAAGAGCUUGAAGAUUUUGUGCAAACCCUCCAAGCUGUUCUGCCUCGAUUUUUUCGAGGCGCUUUUGACUAUUUUCUACACAACAACAAAUCACACCUUCGUCAAACAACGCGCAAAACGAAUCCUUUGCCGGAGACUGUGGAGAAAAUCCAAAAGUCUGUAGUGUGGAAGAUGGAAAAUGAAUUAUACAACUUUGCUCUUGCGCAAUUCCAUUCCGUUAAGAAACGUCUCAUCAACGCAUCCCCGCAAGAUGCUAAUCAACAUUUUAUGUAUGAAAAAAUACGACCAAAAUAAAUAUAUACAUUUUU
This is a messenger RNA of Venturia canescens, 1135 nucleotides long. RefSeq names its product Heparan sulfate 2-O-sulfotransferase (gene Hs2st). Gene Ontology annotation, molecular function: heparan sulfate 2-sulfotransferase activity. The record is from RefSeq and is a predicted model, not a curated record. The transcript is spliced from 6 exons. Gene Ontology annotation, cellular component: membrane. Lineage: Eukaryota; Metazoa; Arthropoda; Insecta; Hymenoptera; Ichneumonidae. Bases 90 to 1121 code for a protein of 343 amino acids.